AUGUCCCAGUCAGAUGUGGCUCCACUGGAGGUUGGGGGCUCCGAAACCUCUGGGGUUCAGUUAAAGUGGGCUGCGCUGCUUAUUAUUAUGGUCAUAAUUCCUACUAUUGGCGGAAACAUCUUGGUAAUUCUUGCCGUGUCGCUUGAGAGGAAACUCCAAAAUGCCACCAACUACUUCCUGAUGUCACUUGCGGUGGCUGAUUUACUGGUGGGACUUCUGGUGAUGCCAGUUGCCCUGGUGACUGUUCUUUACAAUUCCGACUGGCCCCUUCCAGACUUCAUCUGCCCUAUUUGGCUCUUCCUGGAUGUGCUGUUUUCGACGGCAUCCAUCAUGCACCUGUGCGCCAUCUCACUGGAUCGCUACAUUGCCAUCAAGAAGCCAAUCCAGCACAGCCAAUUCAAAUCCAGAGCAAAGGCCAUGGUCAAGAUAGCACUGGUGUGGCUUAUAUCCAUUUGUAUAGCAAUCCCUAUUCCAAUCAAGGGUCUCCAUAACUACCAACCCAGAAACAACAUCACCUUCAACAGUAACCACACGUGCCAGCUUAAAACAGACACCUUCCGGGAAUUCAUCAUGUUUGGAUCCAUGGCAGCAUUCUUUGUUCCUUUGAUCAUAAUGAUGGUCAUCUACCUGCUUACCGUCCAAGUGCUGCGCAAAAAGGUUUAUUUACUCAGGUCAAAGGUGAUACAACGCUGCAGCAACCAGACAGUGUCCACAGUAUUCCAAAGGGAACAAAAUCCUGGGACUGCUAAUCAAGUUGACCAAUGUCACAUGAUGUACAGUAGAUUUCCUAGGAUGCAACAAAACUCUGUUGUAGGCACAGCAAACCCUCCUAUCAUUGAGAUGCCCAUCCGCAGAUUGUCCACGAUGGGAAAGAAGUCAAUGCAGACUCUAAGCAAUGAGCAGCGGGCGUCAAAGGUGCUGGGCAUAGUCUUCCUCCUGUUUGUAGUCAUGUGGUGCCCGUUCUUUAUCACUAAUGUCACCUCUGUUCUAUGUACCACGUGUAAUGCCAACAUCAUCUCCCGACUGAUGGAAAUCUUUGUGUGGGUGGGCUAUGUAUCAUCUGGGAUCAACCCGCUGGUUUACACACUCUUCAACAAGACGUUCAGGGAGGCAUUUACACGCUACAUUACCUGUAAUUAUAAGACCUGCGCAAGUCAUCAGACUGACAGAAAUCCAAAGAACUCGAAUGCAGAACGGACUCUAACGAGACUUUCAUUCAAAUCUUCUGUGGCCGAGAACUCCAAACUCUUCAUGAAAAGGAGCAUGAGGAAUGGCAGUGGCGCAGCAAGUUACCAAAAUCACCAUACAUCUGUUCAAUCAUUUAGCGGUGUCGUGUUAGACCAAAUGCACUCGGCUGACAACUAUGAUGCGAAGCAUGAGGAACAUGUAAGCCGCCUAUGA
This is a messenger RNA of Nerophis lumbriciformis (worm pipefish), 1401 nucleotides long. Lineage: Eukaryota; Metazoa; Chordata; Actinopteri; Syngnathiformes; Syngnathidae. The record is from RefSeq and is a predicted model, not a curated record.